This is a messenger RNA of Suricata suricatta (meerkat), 1498 nucleotides long. RefSeq names its product src kinase associated phosphoprotein 1 (gene SKAP1). Gene Ontology annotation, cellular component: cytoplasm; plasma membrane. The coding region runs from base 2 to 1102 and encodes 366 amino acids. Gene Ontology annotation, molecular function: protein binding. Lineage: Eukaryota; Metazoa; Chordata; Mammalia; Carnivora; Herpestidae. The transcript has 13 exons. The record is from RefSeq and is a predicted model, not a curated record.
AAUGCAGGCCGCCGCCCUCCCUGAGGAGAUCCGUUGGCUCAUGGAAGAUGCUGAGGAAUUCUUGGCGGAAGGUUUGCGGAAUGAGAACCUCAGUGCUACUGCAAGGGACCACAGAGACCAUAUACUAAGGGGCUUCCAGCAAAUCAAAAAUAGGUACUAUUGGGAUUUUCAGCCCCAAGGGGGAGACCAAGCUGAAAGUUUCCUUGGACAGGACAGCUCUGAUGAUAAUCAUAGUGGAACUCAUGGCCCCUCUCUUACUUCAGAUGCUCCUUUUUUGCCUGAUUAUCAAGAUGAGGGAGUGGAAGACGUCACAAGAGGAGCUCAAGAGCUGGAUAGCAUCAUCAAGCAAGGAUACUUGGAGAAGAAAAGCAAAGAUCAUAGCUUCUUUGGAUCAGAAUGGCAGAAGCGGUGGUGUGUUGUCAGCAGAGGCCUCUUCUACUACUAUGCUAAUGAGAAAAGCAAGCAGCCCAAAGGGACCUUUCUCAUUAAGGACUACAGUGUCCGGAUGGCCCCGCACCUGCGAAAAGAUUCCAAGAAGGAAUCCUGCUUUGAACUGACCUCCCAGGACAGGCGCAGCUAUGAGUUUACAGCUGCAAAUCCGGCCGAAGCCAGAGACUGGGUGGAUCAAAUAAGUUUCUUGUUAAAGGAUCUGAGCUCCUUAACCAUUCCAUAUGAAGAGGAGGAGGAGGAGGAGGAGGAGGAGGAGGAGGAAGAGAUGUAUGAUGAUAUUGAUGGCUUUGACUCGCCGAAUUCUGGUCCUCAAUGCAGACCCGUCACCUUGCCUGGGAGUGUGGGGCUAAAAGAGCCCACAAAGGAGAAAGAAGAAGAUAUCUAUGAAGUCUUACCAGAUGAAGAGCGUGAUCUGGAAGAGGAUGAGAAUGGGGCUCCACGUAAAGGAGUGGACUAUACCAGUUAUUACCAGGGCCUGUGGGAUUGCCAUGGUGACCAGCCAGACGAACUAUCCUUCCAACGGGGUGACCUCAUCUACAUUCUGAGCAAGGAGUACAACAUGUAUGGCUGGUGGGUAGGAGAACUGAACAGCCUCAUUGGGAUUGUUCCAAAGGAGUAUCUCACCACUGCCUUUGAGAUGGAAGAAAGAUGAGGCCCAGGACACAUAGUCUUGUCUCUGUCCUGCCUUUUGGAAGAGACUGAUCAUCAGGAGCUCCUAUUCCAUCCCCCAGACACCCCAUCAACGCCAUGGACUCCUCUUUACUAAACGGACCCAAGCCUCUGACACCUCGCGGUAACUGAAAACCACCAGUGAGACCAGUGGGAAGAGGCAGAGUCAGCAGAUCUGUUACAAAACCCGCCUUGCCAUAGCUUCUCCCACCUUUUAUUUUUUCAUCUGCCUUUAAACAUGUCCCCACAUCCACACCCACCUUCUCCACAGGCUUGCCACAAAGAAGGUGAGAGAAAAGGAAACCUUUGGAGGAGGAAGUUGCUCGUUGUUUCGGCUGACUUGGAAAGCAUAAAUAAACGUCAUAUUUGGUUCCUUGUA